Molecule: messenger RNA, 1919 nt
Organism: Saprolegnia diclina VS20
Lineage: Eukaryota; Oomycota; Saprolegniomycetes; Saprolegniales; Saprolegniaceae
Exons: 14
Coding region: 1-1872 (623 amino acids)
Biological process (GO): translation
Molecular function (GO): GTPase activity; GTP binding
Source: RefSeq, a predicted model, not a curated record
AUGAGCCGCCACCGCAACUUCCGCAACCGCGCCUACUCGUACGAUGACGAAGAGUACGACGAGGACUAUUAUGACGAGGAGCCGUACUCGCCCAACUCGCAGGCUCAUCUGUACCGGCGCGACUCGCCGACCAAGUCUGUCUUUUCUUUCCUCGAGCAGCAGCCCAAGGACACCGAGGCCUUUGACGACUCGGAGCUCAUCCAGCCGAUUCUGGACCAAAUCAAGCGCACGUUUGACGUUGGCGUCAUGCCGCAUGCGACGCUCGUCGAGCAAGUUCGCAGCAACAACUACGACGUCGAUAAGACGGUGAUCGCGCUCAUGGAGCUCAAGAAGAAGACGACGUCCAUGACUGCAGUCGCGAGCUUACCCAAGCAGAUUGUGAUCCCGCGCCUCGAGACGCUCGCCCUCGACGAGCCCAAGGCCAAGGCCGCACCGGCACCCAAGAAGGUCGAAGCGCAGCCGGUGGCUUCGUCCUCGAACGCGGCACUCGUUGGCUACCAGCUCACGCCGACGGAGCGGGCGGCGUUUGAGAAGGCGGAGAAGGCGAGCCAGGACAAGUGUCUUGGCGCCAUGACGGCCGAAGCCGACGCCAAGCACAAGAUCAGCAUGGUCGUGAUCGGACACGUGGACGCGGGCAAGAGCACGAUCACGGGCCACCUCCUCUUCAGCCUCGGCUACGUGAGCAAGCAGGUCAUGCACAAGUACGAGAAGCAGUCGCGCGAGGCCGGCAAGUCGUCGUUUGCAUUUGCGUGGGUCAUGGACGCCGACGAGGAAGAGCGCCUGCGCGGUGUCACCAUGGAUGUCGGCACAUCGUACUUUCAGACCGCAACCAAGCACGUGACGCUGCUCGAUGCCCCGGGGCACCGUGACUUUAUCCCGAAGAUGAUUGCCGGCGCGUCGCAAGCCGAUGUCGCCGUCCUCGUUGUGCCUGCGUCGACGGGCGAGUUUGAAGGCGCGUUCAUGAAGGACGGCCAAACCAAGGAGCACACGCUGCUCGUGCGCAGCCUCGGCGUGACGCAGCUCAUCGUCGCUGUCAACAAGAUGGAUUCGAUCAAUUGGGCCAAAGACCGCUUCGAUUUCAUCGUCGAGACGCUCACGGCGUUCCUCCAGCAGUCGGGCUUCAAGCUUGACCAGUUGCGCUUUGUGCCGGUGAGCGGUCUCUCGGGUGGAAACCUCAUUGCGCCGCUACCCGCGACCGACUGCGCGUGGUACAAGGGCCCGACGCUCGUGGGGGCCAUCGAUGGCUUUUACCCGCCCCAGCGCCCGGUCACCAAGCCGUUCCGCAUGGGGAUUUCGGAUAUCUCCAAGUCGAUGAGCCUCGGGCAGACGGUGUCGGGCCGCAUCUAUACGGGCGCCGUCUCGACCGGCGACACGCUGCUCUUGAUGCCGGGUGGUCUCCGUCUCACGGUCAAGGGGAUGGAGCAGAACGGCGGGUCGAUUCUCAUGGCGUCGGCUGGCGACAAUGUCGAUUUGGGCGUCACCGGCAUCGACCCGAGUGCACUGAGCGUCGGCAACAUUCUCUGUUCGGUCGCGUCGCCCAUCAAGCUCGUGCGCCGCUUUGAGGCGCAGAUCAUGACCAUGCCGGGGGUCGAAGUGCCGCUUGUCAAGGGCGCGUACAUGACGUUCCACAUCCACAGCAUCGACGAGCCGGUCAACAUUACGCGGCUCGUGAGUCUCUUGAAGAAGUCGGGCGAAGUCGAAAAGAAGAAGCCGCGCUGCAUCACACGCAACUGCUCGGCCGUCGUGCAAAUCACGUGCACGCGGCCCAUUUGCCUCGAGCUCUUUGCCGACUUUCGCCAGCUCGGCCGCUUUACGCUGCGCGACCGUGGCGCGACGCUCGCCGCCGGCAUCAUCACCGAGAUCCUCGCAUAAGAAUGUCUUUGCUGCCACUUGGUUCAAUACAACAACAGCCUGCAUCC